Messenger RNA from Elaeis guineensis (African oil palm), 2220 nucleotides. Its product is annotated as pyrophosphate--fructose 6-phosphate 1-phosphotransferase subunit beta. Gene Ontology annotation, biological process: glycolytic process; response to glucose; photosynthesis. Lineage: Eukaryota; Viridiplantae; Streptophyta; Magnoliopsida; Arecales; Arecaceae. The record is from RefSeq and is a predicted model, not a curated record. Gene Ontology annotation, cellular component: cytosol. Gene Ontology annotation, molecular function: diphosphate-fructose-6-phosphate 1-phosphotransferase activity; ATP binding; 6-phosphofructokinase activity.
GUUCAUUAGUUUCGCGUGCACCCCGGGUUCCAAAGGAGACCUUGAUCCGUUCCCGUAAGGAGGCGGGGGCCGCGCUCCCUUACCUUUCUUGUCGCACCCUUGCAAAUAGCGGAUAACCAAGAACGAUUUCAAACCCUAACCGGUCGGUCCCACGCCCUCCCUCUCCGGAUUCUUUAAGGGGCCUCAGCCCUGUGUAGCAUAUAAUACCUACCGGUGUAUCUCGUCCCCUUCUCUCUCUGUCGCUAGCUCUAAUCUCAUCUGAGAUCGAUCUUUCUCGAUCUCCGACGAUGGCUGCGAACUCCGUCCUCGCCAACGGCGGCAAGGGGUGGUCGCCCGGCCGCCUCACGGCGGUGUACAGCGAGGUGCAGACGAGCCGCCUUAACCACCCCCUUCCCCUCCCCUCCGUCGUCAGAGGACCCUUCAAGAUCGUCGACGGGCCUCCAAGCUCCGCCGCCGGAAACCCCGAUGAGAUCAAGAAGCUGUUUCCUAAUCUUUUCGGUCAGCCAUCGGUCACGCUGGUGCCGACGGGCGCCACUCCGUCCGAGAUGGCUGGGAGUCUUAAGGUCGGCGUGGUGCUCUCCGGAGGGCAGGCUCCCGGUGGGCACAAUGUCAUCUCUGGGAUCUUUGAUUACUUGCAGGAUCGGGCUAAGGGGAGCACGCUGUAUGGAUUCAAGGGAGGUCCAGCAGGGAUCAUGAAAUGCAAAUACGUGGAGCUUACUCCAGAGUUCAUCUAUCCUUAUAGAAAUCAGGGUGGAUUUGAUAUGAUCUGCAGUGGAAGGGACAAAAUUGAAACUCCAGAACAGUUUAAGCAAGCUGAAGAGACAGUCUUGAAACUCGAUUUGGAUGGACUUGUUGUGAUUGGUGGUGAUGACUCGAAUACCAAUGCAUGUCUUCUUGCUGAAAACUUCAGGGUGAAGAAUAUGAAAACUCGAGUUAUUGGAUGCCCAAAGACAAUUGACGGAGAUCUCAAAUGCAAGGAGGUUCCAGCAAGUUUUGGAUUUGACACAGCUUGCAAGAUAUAUGCUGAAAUGAUAGGAAAUGUUAUGACAGAUGCUCGAUCUACUGGAAAAUAUUACCACUUUGUGAGGCUUAUGGGACGUGCUGCUUCUCACAUCACAUUGGAAUGCGCUUUACAAACACAUCCAAACAUCACUAUCAUUGGAGAAGAGGUGGCUGCCAAGAAACAAACACUAAAAAAUGUCACAGACUAUAUUACUGAUAUUAUCUGCAAGCGUUCAGAGCUUGGUUACAAUUAUGGAGUCAUACUUAUUCCAGAAGGUUUGAUUGACUUUAUUCCAGAGGUUCAGCAACUUAUAGCAGAACUAAAUGAGAUCUUAGCUCAUGAUGUUGUUGAUGAAGCGGGGCUGUGGAAAAAGAAGCUCGGCCAUCAAUCUCAGCUUCUCUUUGAAUUUCUACCCCAAGCAAUCCAAGAACAACUGUUGUUAGAAAGAGAUCCACAUGGAAAUGUACAGGUUGCCAAGAUUGAAACUGAAAAAAUGCUUAUUUCUAUGGUUGAAACUGAGUUGGAUAAAAGAAAGUCAGAGGGAACAUAUGCAGGGCAAUUUAAAGGGCAAUCCCACUUUUUUGGUUAUGAAGGAAGAUGUGGUUUGCCAACAAAUUUUGAUGCUAUGUAUUGCUAUGCAUUGGGUUGUGGUGCAGGAGCUCUUCUCCACUCCGGAAAGACUGGCCUCAUUUCUUCGGUGGGUAACUUGUGUGCUCCUGUUGAGGAAUGGACUGUUGGAGGAACUGCACUGACUGCAUUAAUGGAUGUUGAGAGGAGACACGGUAAGUUCAAGCCCGUGAUAAAGAAGGCAAUGGUGGAGCUUGAAGGUGCACCCUUUAAAAAGUUUGCGUCCUUUCGUCAUGAGUGGGCGCUCAAGAACAGAUAUAUCAGCCCAGGUCCUAUUCAGUUUAUUGGCCCUGGAUCCGAUGAUGUCAAUCACACUCUACGGCUGGAACUUGGAGCUGCGGCAUAGACAUCUCCAAUAUUUUGCUAACUGCUUUUUAUGAGGGAAGGAAAAAGCUCAAACUGAGUGUGCGUUUCUCAUUUUAGAGGGCAAGUCUUUGAGUCUGUAUGUUCAGACCAUCGUCUUUCAGAUUGCGAAUAAUAACAUUUUGGAUGUUUGUAGAGUCCCGGAUACAAUUUGAUUUCUUGUUGACUGAUGUUUUGGUAUAAACUAUUCCAGCUGAAUUAUUUAUGAAGCAAUGUUAUUGAUGUUA